This is a messenger RNA of Saprolegnia diclina VS20, 1632 nucleotides long. RefSeq lists its product as hypothetical. Gene Ontology annotation, cellular component: nucleus. Bases 1 to 1632 code for a protein of 543 amino acids. Gene Ontology annotation, biological process: dGTP catabolic process. Gene Ontology annotation, molecular function: dGTPase activity. Lineage: Eukaryota; Oomycota; Saprolegniomycetes; Saprolegniales; Saprolegniaceae. The transcript has 10 exons. The record is from RefSeq and is a predicted model, not a curated record.
AUGCAAGGGUCGAUCCUCGGCUGGGUGAACCACCAGCGCAAGCCCAUCGACGGCCGGGACCCGCAUGCAGCGAUGAAGAAGACCCCGGCGUCCUCUCCGUGGAAGGAAGCGCCGAAGGCCAAGCGCUUGAAGCGCAUGGAGCCGGUCCCGCCCAUGGCCGACGACGACAGCGCGACAGACCUUGAAGACGCCGUCCGCGCGCUGCCGUCGACGCCGCCCAUGGCCAUGUUCGAGACGCUCCUCGAGCCGCGAAAGAUGAUCAAGGACAGCGUGCACGGCUGCAUCUACCUCGAGCCACUUUGCAUGGCGAUCAUCGACACCAUGCAGUUUCAGCGCCUCCGUCAUCUCAAGCAGCUCGGUGCGUCGUCGCACGUCUACAUGAGCGCGACGCAUUCGCGCUUUGAGCACUCGAUCGGCGUCGCGUUCCUUGCCGAGAAGAUGCUGCGGCGGCUUUGCGACGUGCAGCCAUGGCUCCCGAUCUCGCCCACGGAUGUUCUCUGCGUCAAGAUUGCUGGCUUGUGUCACGACCUCGGGCACGGGCCAUUCAGCCACGUGUACGAUGGUAUCUUCAUGGAGCAGCUUCGCGAGCGCGGCGAGAUGCUGCCGUCCAUGGAUGGAUGGACGCACGAACAGGGCUCGCUCGACUUGCUUGACCACCUUCUCUACAGCAAUCGCAUCGACUUGUCGGAGCAUGGGCUUACGGACAUCGACUAUGUCUUUAUUCGCGAGCUCAUUCUCGGCCGGCCGCUCUCGGGCGAUACGUAUCAAGGCCGCCCCGACGCCAUGUUCUUGUACCAGGUCGUCAACAACUCUGUGACGGGCCUCGACGUCGACAAGCUCGACUACUUUAUGCGCGAUGCGCUGUACACGGGCGCCAAGAGUAGCUGCGACACGCACCUCCUUCUCUCCGCCGUCCGCGUGCUUCCCGACCGAACGACGGGCGACCUGUCAAUGUGCUGGCCGGAAAAGCUUGCAGAGCAGCUCUUGAAGGUCUUUCGAACGCGCUUUGAGCUGCACCAAGCCGUGUACCAACACAAGGUCUCACGUGCUGUGGAAUACAUGAUUUGCGACGCCUUGCUGGAAGCGGACGCGCUCUUCAAGAUGAAGGGCACACGCAUCUCACGGGCACCGCUCGAUAUGGACGCCUACCAACUGCUCGACGAUCGUAUUUUGAGCCACAUUGAGUGCAGCACAGACCCGCGCCUCGCCAAGUCGCAAGCUAUCUUGCGUCGCAUUUCCGAGAAGCCGCUGUACAAGUGCAUUGGGAAAACCCAGAUCACGACGCACUCGCAAACCAAGUCGAUUCCGGAGCUCAAGCACGAGAUUGCAGCCAUGGUGUCACCGCCCUUGGAUGUUGCGCAGCUCAUUCUCGAGCGCAACAAGGUGCACUAUGGCCAAAAGGAGAAGGACCCGCUGUGCAACAUGCGAUUCUUCAAGAAGGCGGCUACGGGCGGCGCAACUUGCUACCAAUUGGCACCAGCGCUUUACGAAAUGCACUGCCCCAAGCACUUUCUCGAGUGCAACUUACGCCUCUUUGUGCGCGAUGCAUCCCUGGCCCCGACCUCGCGCGUGGCUCUUGCCAAGUGGAGUGAAGAGCGCAACCACUCGAGCUUGCAUCCGCAGGAAUCUUAA